Betta splendens (Siamese fighting fish) is the source of this 1896-nucleotide messenger RNA. RefSeq names its product Jupiter microtubule associated homolog 1a (gene jpt1a). Lineage: Eukaryota; Metazoa; Chordata; Actinopteri; Anabantiformes; Osphronemidae. The coding region runs from base 161 to 610 and encodes 149 amino acids. The transcript is spliced from 5 exons. Gene Ontology annotation, cellular component: nucleus. The record is from RefSeq and is a predicted model, not a curated record.
AUUUUCUUCUGGUGGUUUGACGGUGGUCCAGUCAGAGCGGAGGCAGGUUGAUACUGGCCAGCAGCAGCUUAGACCAUUAUGAGGCGGUGACGUGCUGCUCAUUGAAGUGUAGUUCGAAGCUUUCUGUCAGAUUUAAUACUGUCUUGCAGCUUGUGCUAAAAUGACGACGACCACGACGUUUCAAGGAAUGGAGCCCGGUUCUAAGAGCAGUUCCAGGGUUUUGCGCCCACCUGGUGGUGGCUCCAACAUCUCAUUCGGGGCAGAUGAAGAGAAACCACCUGUUCGGAAAGAUAAGAUGGCCUCCAGUGUUUUUGCUGAACCAGAGGACCCCUACGCUAAUCGAAGGAACAACCCUCCAGGCGGGAAGCCCACAGGUGUACUGUGUGGUGAACCAUCAGCCCCGCUGAGGAGAGGGGGCAACCACAACAGCAGCCACCCUGCAGACGCCCCCGCCAUGGAUGCAGAGAAACCUGUACGUGAGAAUGAAGUCAGCGCCGUGGAGACUGAAGCCGUUCCAGAGGAGGCUCCUGCAGCUGAGGAGCCGGCUGGAGGACUGCCGUCCGGCCGCAGGAAUCCACCCGGGGGCAAGUCCAGCCUCAUCCUGGGUUGAACUGCCCAGACGACUGCCCCUAUUUACCUCCACGUUCCCAUCAUCCUUUUCUUUCUUUCUAUCCACCCAAGUCAAGGAAUCUCGCCCAUUCAUCUAUACCACAGGAAUCUUGAAGAUAGGACACCGUUCUCCUCCACAUCCCCAAGUGCAUUGUUUUGAUACCUCUCUCUUUUGGAAGCCGUUUUGUACUGUUUUUAUUGUUUAUUUUGACAGAAGCACUUUAUGUAGUCGUAUGUGUACGGUUCAAAGUCUGCCUUUGUCCCUGCGGCACAUUAUAUCUGCUGGAGGGGGUACAAGGAUCACAUUUCUCAUCUCAGCCAAUGAUUCGCCUUCCCUAACGCGAUUGCAGCAACACAAGCUGUAGGUGAUUAUACAGUACAUGCAGUUACUAGAACACAAGCGGGGAGACGUCGCAGUCUCUCCUGCGUUGUGUUGGCGUUCGACUCCUGUUGCAUGCACGUCCGGUCUAACGUAUGAAUGUGAGAAGAAACUUAACUGUGAAGACUUUUUUUUUUUCAUUGUUGUAUUGUUGUUGCAUGACGUUGAAAUUCUUGUACUGGUUAUAGUAUUAUAUCCACUUACAGUAGGAGCCCCUUAGGUUACCGUCAUUGUUAUCUGAAGGAUGCAGACAGUCGUGUUCUCUAGGUCCCCUGUCGGGUAAAGGAAUUGGAGUAAGCCUUUUUAUACUGCAGUAACCAACAUUAGAUUAUCGUAGCCCCAGUGCCGGGUUUUCACUGACCCUUGUUUUUAUAGGCGAUAUCUCCUCUAAAAUAAAGUUUGUGCUAGUUUGUGUGUUAGGCUACGACAUCAAACUUGGGCUUUCUGCUGAUCUGUCCUUCCAGUAUUGUUAUCUAAUUUUCUCCAUUGCUAGUCAGUGGAAUGUCGUUGGUCCUGACUCUGGCACAAAGGUGUUUCUGGUAAACCCAUCCUAGGUUUGACAAGUGACCUUAUGACAGCUCAGACUUUUUUCUACGUUUCCCCUGAAACACGCUCUCCCAACAUUUUUCCAUUAUUCAGACCAAACUUUGAACUCUUGCCUGCUUCUGUCUUGUUGAGUCAAGUGUGUGACCGCUGUUUCACCCAGCUGUCCUGCGAAACACCUAUAUUUACGUUACAAGUUUUUUUUUUUUUUUUUUCCUGUGGUGUCUGUUUUUAAUGUGCGUUACGAUGCAAGACAUGUCUGCAUCCCGUACCAUUUCCUGUUGCUGGAUGUAAGUCACUGCAAAGUUUUGAAUUCAAGAAAUGGCACAAGUUGAAAUAACCAUUAAACUUCAGUUUUGACCAUG